AUGCGGUCUUCGCGAAGCUCUGUGAAGCUGGCAAGAUGUGUAAAGCCCCCGCCCCUGCCGGUGCCCCGUCCACAUUCGAUCCGGUCAAUAGCCUCACAGAGUCACAGCACUUCAGAGACGCCUCGGGAUUCCAAUAAAACCAGAACUAUCCUCUCCGACGAACAGAGACAAUUCCUCGAUAGUGCUCUACGUGUGAACCAGGCCGGGGAACUGGCUGCAACCCUGAUAUAUACUGCUCAAACGCCGCCCGUUGUAAAAGCACAUCCUCACCUACGCCCACUGAUGAAACACAUGUAUGAUCAAGAAGCGGGGCAUUUCAAGACUUUCAACGAACUCCUUGCGAAGCACCGAAUCAGACCGACCGCUAUGUAUCCGGUUUGGCAAGUUGCAGCAACAAUCCUGGGUUGGACAACGGCAAUGAUGGGAAGGGAAGCCGCAAUGGCGUGUACCGAGGCUGUCGAGACAGAGAUUGGAAACCACUACAAUGAACAAGUCCGGGAGCUGCUCAAAUGGAUGCAGGAACUGAAAGAGAAAGGAGAAGAGCUUGAUCCCGAGCUUAAAGUUUUAAUUGAAGAUAUCAAGCGCAUCCGCGACGAGGAACUUGAACAUUUGGAUCACGCGGUCGAGAACGAUGCGAAAGAGGCACAACCUUAUGAUCCUUUGGUAGACGUCAUUCGAUAUGGCUGCAGAGGGGCCAUCUGGAUCAGUGAACGAAUUUGA
This is a messenger RNA of Rhinocladiella mackenziei CBS 650.93, 720 nucleotides long. RefSeq lists its product as uncharacterized. The coding region runs from base 1 to 720 and encodes 239 amino acids. Lineage: Eukaryota; Fungi; Ascomycota; Eurotiomycetes; Chaetothyriales; Herpotrichiellaceae. Gene Ontology annotation, molecular function: 3-demethoxyubiquinol 3-hydroxylase activity. Gene Ontology annotation, cellular component: mitochondrial inner membrane. The record is from RefSeq and is a predicted model, not a curated record. The transcript has a single exon. Gene Ontology annotation, biological process: ubiquinone biosynthetic process.